GGGUGCGUGUGCGCUUUUUGCUCAUGGUUAAGCGACCCGGCACCGGGAUUUAUCCUUAUUGUACUUUAUUCCGUUCGUAACUCUCUCUUUCACCUAACGCCUUUGCGAUAGUUUUUUUCUUAAGCAUUUGGUGCAAGAAAUUUAUAGUUUUAUUAAAAUACUAUGCCAAAAUGAGAAUAAAAAGGAUUUUAAGAGUUUAUUUCAUUACUGAAAGUUUAAUAUUGUUUUGUGAAUGAGUGCUGUAUAUAAACAUUAAAGCAAGACCAUAACUUAAAACUAUUUAAUAAUUUUAUCACUAAAUUGGCAUUAUGAUUAUCAAUGAUUUAGUUGUUCAUAUUAUUUGUAUUAAUUAUAUUUAUUAUGUUACCGGCGCUGGCACGGAAGAGAAGACAAUUACCCAGAGCAGCGAAGCUUGUUAUCACAGAGUUGCUGCAUGUGAAGCGAACACCGGCAAUAAUCGGCCUGUCUGUGGAACGGACGGUCGAAAUUACCCAUCUAAAUGUCACCUUAUGAAAGCUCAAUGUACUGGAGAUACGGUAACAAUAGCACAUAGAGGACCUUGUUCAGAAGGACAAUCUUCCUGUUUAACGGUGUUGCGGUACGCGUUAAACGCCCAAGGAGGACGUCGGGCGGCGUUCGUGCCGCGGUGCCGCGCCGACGGCACGUACGCGGCGGUGCAGUGCGCUGCCGCCGGCGCCGCUGCUGGCUGCUGGUGCGUCACUCCUGAUGGCAAACCCUUACCCGACACCUCCGUCAGAAAUGGCAGACCAGACUGCACCAGGACUGGAAAAUCUCAAACAAAGCGAAGGUCAUCAGUUCGGGGGCAACGUAAUAAAAGAAGUUGCACCAGAAUUGAUCGUGCUCAGUUCAACGGGAAUCUAAUAAAAAUAUUCAGUGGAGAAUAUGAUCGGGCGCGGUCUGAUCAAGGGGCCGCCGCGGAUCCCCGAACUGUUGCGGACUGGAAAUUCAAGGAACUCGACAGGGAUAGAGGUGGCACACUACAGAAGUCUGAAUAUCGGGGAUUACGACGACUCAUUAAAAAGGUGGUUAAGCCGAAGAGAUGCGCUCGUGCAUGGACUCGCGGCUGUGACGCGGAUGGUGACAGCGAGAUAGCGCGCGCGGAGUGGACCGCUUGCCUGCUGGCCAACCCCGAGCCACCCGCACCGGACUUCUCUCUCCGUUUCUUCAUGUCGUUGAAUGCAGACGACGAUAGCGGACCAGAGCCGGAGCCAGACUAUAAUGAAGAGGAGCCGCCGCCGGACCCGAGCUCUGUGUUACCCGGCAUUAUGAGGAACUCGUUUGCACCGGACGGCUCCGCUGCCCGAGAGGACGAAGCGAACGACUGUCUCACAGACCGCCAGGCCGUGUUAGAUGAGCAGAAAGCGGGUAGUGCGGUGCUCUAUGUACCAGAGUGCAUGGGCGACGGACGGUAUGCCAGGGCGCAAUGUUACCGCUCUACCGGGUACUGCUGGUGCGUACAUCAGGAUACCGGAAAGCCUAUACCGGGCUCCUCGGUUAAGGACAAGAAACCCGACUGCGAUGCGGCUCCUCAACACGCCAGUCCUAUGAGAGGUUGUCCUGAACCUAUGAAAACCAAUUUCCUGCGUGACUUGUUGGGUUUCUUCACAUCGAAAAUGACGACUUCGAUCAACGGCACUGGACCGGGAGAUAUGGUGAAAUGGGGAGCUUCGAAAGAGGAACAGGCGGCAACUUGGACGUACGUCAUGUUAGAUAAGGAUAAAAAUAAGGCCCUGGAGAGACGAGAGUGGAAGGCGUUCCAUCAGCUCAUAUCGAACGUGGAGCCUCUGAGGAGAUGCGGCCGGAAACUACCACGAUACUGCGAUGUAAACCACGACUCAAAAAUCAGUAUUACCGAAUGGAUGGCUUGUUUGGAAGUUAAUCAAGUAUCGCACGGACAUACGACCGAAGCCACGAAAGUACCUUCUAAUCCGAGGAGAAAAGGACCAAAUCCUUUAGAAUCGAUUCUCAAAGCGGACGACUAGAUAGAAGAAAUCUUAUAAAAGAAAUUCUCUUCGUUUCUUUCAGAUUACGUUUUUCAGUUCACAAAACUGUUCAAUAUAGGGUGUGUCCGUGUUUAUCUUGACAAACCCAGUGAAGUGCAUAUAAAGUUUGUGCAGAAAAUUAAGGAACCUGGUCAGUGACUGAACUUUAAACAGAAUAUUAAAUUAAUUUAUUAUACAAUUUUAUGUUAGUCUCGUUUAGUCUUGCAACUCGUAUUGUUCCAAGAAGUGAUUAUAUUAACGUUGACUUGAAUGCUUUCACUGCAGUGAAGUGCUUUUAAGUCGCUUUAAUUUUAAAUUGUGUAAUUAGCGUUAUUAUUCAAUACUUGGUAUUAAAUGUAACUAAUUUAUCGCACCCAAUUUGGUUACACUUUGUUUUAUUAUUAACGUGUCUAUUUUACAUUUCGAUAUUGUGUGUUAUGAUCUUUCGAUAAAUUUUCAAUUCUAAAUUUGGAAGAUUCAACAACGAAUAUAAUAUGGUCUUAUAUGUAUUUAAAUGUACGACUAACUUUAAUAUUAAAUUCCUCGUAAUGAGGAGCUGUAUUAAGUUUAAUAUUUAUAAAACAUUUAGUCAGUAUAAAUUGUAAGAGCUAUGUGAUAUUUUUUCAAUUCUAUUACUAUUGCUAAAUAAAUAUUUAGUAUUU
Vanessa tameamea is the source of this 2665-nucleotide messenger RNA. RefSeq names its product magu (gene magu). Bases 309 to 2003 code for a protein of 564 amino acids. Gene Ontology annotation, biological process: cell-matrix adhesion. The transcript has 12 exons. The record is from RefSeq and is a predicted model, not a curated record. Gene Ontology annotation, cellular component: basement membrane. Gene Ontology annotation, molecular function: protein binding; calcium ion binding. Lineage: Eukaryota; Metazoa; Arthropoda; Insecta; Lepidoptera; Nymphalidae.